GCGACUACGGAUCAGAUUUCAGUCCUGAUGAAGCGGAGCUGCUGAACGAGAUACUUGCGCAGGUUGACGCUGACGCUGACGCUGACGCUGACGCUGACGCGACAGGUCGGGUGACGACUCUCCUCCAGGCACCACCGCGGCAGGGUUCGGGUUCUGUGGUCCGGGACAUUGAGGAUUGCGGCGAGGAUGUUUCGCAGGCUUGGGUGCCGCGGGUUUUGGGGCGGGAGAGGAAGAAGAAGAAGAAGAAGCCCGUGUGGCAGGUUCGGAGGGGGAUUGCAGAUAAGACAGGUUUCAUUGGCGCGGCUGCGUUUAGUGGAGCAUCCCGAUUCCACGGAAGGUCGCGAGCGCCAACGCGAGAGGGACGUAGCUCGUGAGAAAGCUUGCACUGCUGAUGAGGUGGUGGCCGUGGCGGAGACGCGAACGCCCCUGGAGCGGUUUAGACGCCCGCCUAACAAGGCCUUUUCGGUAACGGAUCUUGUCUCUCCGGCGUGGUGCGAAGUGCAGUAUUGGUAUACGCUCACUAAGCAUGGGAGAAAACGGAGGACACCGGCAAUGAAGCAGGGCAGUACGAUACAUAAGUCGCUCGAGGACGAGAUAUACACUACGGUGCAGGUGGAGAUUACAACCAAGGAAGACGCGCUGGCGCUGCGGAUGUGGAAUGUCAUACAGGGGCUGCGCACGUUGAGGGACUACGGGAUCACUCGCGAGCUGGAGAUUUGGGGCAUAGUCGAUGGGGAGUUGGUUACGGGGGUGAUCGAUCAGCUCUCGUAUGAGUGUCCGGAUCAAGAGCUCGAGGCCUCGGCGGCGUCGCAUUAUGCGGAGGUUGCAGCCUCGAGGGUCGUCAUGCCCGAGUAUCAGAUGUCGUUGACAGAUUAUCUGCUGUCCCCUGCGCAAGGCGGGAGGAGGCUUUCUGAUUUGUCGCACCAUGCUGAGCUUGACCCGUUGACGGAGCCGGCUGGCAGCCAGUCGUCUACUGAGAUUCCGCAUCUACCCCGGAUCUAUAUGACGGAUAUAAAGACGAGAGGCAGCCAGUCCAUCCCCACAGUCAAGAGCUCGUCGUUCCGGCCCACGAUGCUCCAGCUCCAACUAUACUACCACAUGCUCAACCGGCUGGCCACCAGCGACGAAGUCACCAUCGAGAUGCUCGCCGCGCGGUACGACCUCGACCCCGAACGCAACUUCACCGACGCCUUCAUCAGCGAAGUCGGCUCUCUCAAUGACCGAUUCUUCGACGCGCCCUCCUCCCUCGAAUUCGACCCGGAUUUUAUCCCUACGCCCGAGGACGCGACCACGCGACCCCAUCGUCACAACAACUCACCCCAACCAUCUUCCGAGACAAACUGCCCCCCCUCCGCAAGCCAGGACUCCACCAGCAUCCUUCUCAGCAACAACAACCUCACCCGUCUCUGGAAGCUCAUGAAAGACCAGCUCCGCCUGACCUUCCUCCCGCCCCCUCAAUCAUCCGUCUCUGUGGCGCCCUCCAUCCCCUCGGAAUUCCAACCUCCCAUGCUCGAAUCCUACCCCACCGUCGUCUCCCCGCUCCUAACCGCACGGUAUCUCUCCUCGGCCCCAACCGCGGACCGCCACUCCCGCGUCCUAGGCAGCCGAUCUUUCCUCUUCGACCCCGACUCCCUGCAAUCCUAUCUCUCCGACCAACUGGAUUGGUGGCGCGGCCUGCGGACCCCGCGCGGCGUCGAAGUCAUGGAAACCUGGAAGUGUCGGAUCUGCGAGUUCCAGGAUGAAUGUGAAUGGCGUCGUGAGCGGGAGUGGGCGUAUGCGCGGAGGAAACAGGGGGUCUAAACUCUUAAACUCGUAGUUUUCUUUUACAUCUUCUUGUCUCUCUCUCUUUUUUUUUUUUUUUUUUUUUUUUU
This is a messenger RNA of Aspergillus ochraceoroseus IBT 24754, 1871 nucleotides long. Its product is annotated as exonuclease V. NCBI's taxonomy places the organism in Eukaryota, Fungi, Ascomycota, Eurotiomycetes, Eurotiales, Aspergillaceae. The coding region runs from base 187 to 1800 and encodes 537 amino acids. Gene Ontology annotation, molecular function: single-stranded DNA 5'-3' DNA exonuclease activity. Gene Ontology annotation, cellular component: mitochondrion; nucleus. Gene Ontology annotation, biological process: interstrand cross-link repair. The record is from RefSeq and is a predicted model, not a curated record. The transcript is spliced from 2 exons.